This is a messenger RNA of Lindgomyces ingoldianus, 633 nucleotides long. RefSeq lists its product as uncharacterized. The record is from RefSeq and is a predicted model, not a curated record. Bases 1 to 633 code for a protein of 210 amino acids. NCBI's taxonomy places the organism in Eukaryota, Fungi, Ascomycota, Dothideomycetes, Pleosporales, Lindgomycetaceae. The transcript has 3 exons.
AUGAAGUACUUCGCUGCCCUUUUGCCCCUUGUGGCCGCUCUCCCAUCCAACCCCAGCCUCGGUGAUGUUGUUGGUGCCACGCCAGACCCAACUAAGGUUCAAAUCAAAGGCAUCACCUAUGGUGGAACUGGAUGCCCACAGGGAUCCAUGAGCUAUCAGCUCUCCCAGGACAGAACCACUGUCACCCUCAUCUUCGACUCCUACAUCGCCUCCAUUGGUCCCGGCAUUGCCCUCACCGAGCAGCGCAAGAACUGCCAGCUUAACGUUGACAUCACUUACCCAGGCGGGUUCCAGUACUCCGUCCUGAGCGCUGAUUAUCGUGGAUAUGCUGCUCUCCAGAAGGGCGUUACUGGUACUUUGAAGUCGACCUAUUACUUCGCUGGAUCAACCGAGCAGACCAGCACCCAGUAUGACUUCGUUGGCCCGUUGACCGGCGACUACCUGAAGCACGACCAGGCCGACAGCACCUCGAUCGUCUGGUCGCCGUGCGGCGCCGAGGGUAUGCUCAAUGUCAACUCCCAGGUCCGCCUAAGCUCCAGCAACAGCUCUGCUACUGGUCUCCUCACUACCGACUCGACUGAUCUCAAGUUCACCCAAGUCGUGUACGUACAAUGGCAGAAGUGCACCAAGUAA